This is a messenger RNA of Scylla paramamosain (green mud crab), 4392 nucleotides long. RefSeq lists its product as uncharacterized. The coding region runs from base 182 to 1222 and encodes 346 amino acids. The transcript is spliced from 5 exons. The record is from RefSeq and is a predicted model, not a curated record. NCBI's taxonomy places the organism in Eukaryota, Metazoa, Arthropoda, Malacostraca, Decapoda, Portunidae.
GCCUCAGUUCUCUGUCAGAGUGACGGAUGGUUGGAGGCGGAUCACGACCAUCCCAAAACUCUGGAGUGUUUGGUGGCACGGGAGGAGAGGAGACCAUGGCCCUUGAUCGUUUUGCCAGCUAGCAUCCCUAAACUCGGAUAACGCAACACCCGUAUGCAAGAGAAUUGAAGGCUAGCACCUCAUGCAGGGGGAGACAGGUGACUGUGGCCUCAGCCAGCAGCAGCCCCUUGCUGACAGGCAAGUCACCAGUGCCUCAGAGAUGCCUUCUCAAAUUCAGCGUUUGCAAAAUUCACCCAACUUCACUCAUCAGGCAUACAGAUAUGGCAUUGUACUCUCUUGUAUAGGAGUUUUGCUCAACUGGCUGGGUGUAGCUCAGGCUUACAUAGAGCCUGUGCGUUACCUUGGGGUAUGCCUAGUUAUCUUGGGCUCCUUUCUCAUCAUUUCUGCAUUAUGCCGCUGGAUGUCUACAUCCCCUCAAACCACCACUACUGCCGUCCAAGAGGUCAGUUCAGAUGGUGCAGGAGAUCUCCACGUGAUCACUGUGCCUAUGGUGCGUGGUCAAUCCCAGUCCCGCAACCCAUGCACCUCAGUUUUACAAAGUAGGCCACCAGAUUAUUUUAUGGUGACAGAAAAGCCACCAAGUUAUGAAGAGGCUAUGUCUAUGUUACCACCUUAUCCAGCCACUCACUCAGGCUCCCUUCAGCUGAAUGCAGAAGGUGGUUUGGAAGAAUAUUUAGCCCCACAUCAAGUACCUGAGAGCCAGCCAGAAGGAGCAGUUGGAGGCUUACUGCAACAGCCUGAUGCAAGAAUGAGGCAGCCCGAUGGCUGUAAAGAAUCUGAGAGAUUGCUGAACAUAUCCUCCUCACCUCCUGCCUACUCACAAUGUGCCUCUCAGUCAACAUUUGUCAGUAGCAAUAACACCACCACCAUGACUCCUCAGGAAGGAAACACAGACAGUGGAACUGCUGAAUCCACCACACCAGGUAACAUAACAAGUGACACAACUAGCAUAAGUAACAAUGCACUAGAUACCACAAGCACAGAUAGCAUAAUUAGCUCACUAGAUCCUAGACCAGAAACAGAAUGUGUUACUUCCACCUCAGAAGAGACUGAUGGGAAAUCAUUGAGAAUCAAAAGUAAUUCUAUUGACAAAAGUCAGGAGAGUGAUAGCACUCAUUCCCUCUCAGAUCAGAUGUUGUCCUCGAGAAAUAUUGAUAAAUAGAAAAUAUUCUAGACUUGAUAAACUGUUUAUGCAAAUAUUCAUGUUCAUAUUUAUGCACAUAGAAACAAAAAUGUUUUUGUAAUGUUAUAGGUAUUGACAGGGUGCACCACUCACUUUGGAUGAGGUAUUAAGAUCAAAGGUAUGUAAGCAGUUUUGUCAUGAAGUGCAAUUAAUUUUAGUCUUUAAGGAUAAGAUGCACACUAACAUAAUUCUAUUCAUUAUGUUUAGACUGAUUCAUACACAUGUACUAUUCAGCUCUCUUGCUGGUGGAUAUUGACAAAACCAGAUUUACUGUUGAUACUAAGGUGCUUGUAUUUAGUAUUUAAGCAACUUAAUAUCUAUGAUAUUGAUUGUUAAUGUUUUUAUUAUCAUAAAUAUUGAACUUUUCAGGGCAUUAAUACAGUCAAUUACAUGAACCUGAUAACUUAUAAUAAAAAAAAAAUUCACAAGAUCCUUUUCUACUAUGGCUUUCAUAGGGGAUGUUACAUUGUUUCUAAUGAAUAACUCAUUGGGAUCAUACUUUGAUAGAGUAUGUUUCAGACACUCCACUAAUUUUUGUCACUAUGGUCAGGUGAUAAAAGUGGAUAAUAAAGCCACUUACUCUUGUAAAUUUACACACAUAAGACUCGGCCAACCGCUGGAUAUGUGAAGGUGUUAAGGUGCUGUUGUGGCCUUGCUUUCUCAGCUCCCCACUCCCCACUUUGCAUAAUUUGUACACUCAUCAUGUCUUCUUUCCUUUAUCUAAGAUGCAUGGCUGGAAAUGACAAAUUAUUUUAUGUAUUCUGAGUGUAAAAGUAGUAGCUACUGUAAGAUAUACCUACGUACAAUAAGACGAGAGCAAAAUAAAAUGCAUAAUACCAUCAAGUAGUCAAGUAAUAUAUAUAAGAAUAGAAAGGAGUUUUAAUUAAAGCAAAGAAAAGUAAGGAAACUUAGUUUAAUGUAAAUAUUAUAAGCUCACAGUGUGUUAUAAUAUCAUUUAAAAAGCAGUGAUAGGCUCUGUUUUCCCAAAUAUUAUUAGUAGAAAUACUGGAUAAAAAUAACCAGAUAGAUUCAUAGUAAUGCUGGCGGUGGCAGGAGUGAUAGCAUCUCUUUGGUGGAAAGGAUAACAUUGGGGUGGAGUGUGGCAUCACAAUAACAUCCUGAUACCUUCUAGUGUUGUGCAGCUGGCAAGGUCUUACAGAAAAUUUGCGAUGACAAGUACCUUUAUUAUCCACUUUUGUCACUUCACCACAGUGAUGAAAAUUAGCAGUGUAUGAAACACACACUGCCAAAGUAUGAUCCCAAUUCAUCUGUUUGUUAGAGUUAUUCUUGAAAAAAAAUAUUAUGUAGCACAUCCUCUGAAGCCCAUAAUAGUACCUUGAUUUUUUAUCAUAAAUAUUGAUUACAAAUUAUUGUGUAAUCAAUCCAUUGUUUGUCAUCAUGCAACAUGUAAAUUUUAAGAAGGCAAUGAUCAGAGGUGAUGCAGAAAAGCACAAAUAGAUUAAGAGUUGGUUCCAGUAACACCAGUCACAACAAUGACAGUAAAAGACAGAAUCAAUUUAUUUGGAUAUUUUCUUUGAUGCAAAUAGAUAUUAGGUAAUGUCCUAUUACAGACAAAAGGAAUGUUAUGUGCCAUAAUCCUUGUUCCUUUGGAAAGUUGCAGUUUCAAGUUUUAAUUAUUAAGGUUCUUGUCAGUUUUUGGAAAUUGAUAGAUGCUACUCUGAAUCCUGCUUGUAAAUAGAUGUCACCAUACAUACAUAUGUGGGAUAGAAAAAGUACUGCUUUUGCCCACAGCUAAACUUCGUUUUAUAUAUAUAUAUAUAUAUAUAUAUAUAUAUAUAUAUAUAUAUAUAUAUAUAUAUAUAUAUAUAUAUAUAUAUAUAGACACACACACACACACACACACACUGUAUACUUUAUACAGUCUGCGUAAAAAAAAGAUGACAGUUCUCAGUCGGUGUCAGUGUUCAUGCGCCAUUCGACUAGUUUCAUGUGGUUGCAUGGGAGAGUAGAGCACUGAUGGUAUCUGCUAUGGCAACUCAAGACAGAUGGUGGUCUUGGGUACACCCACACAUGAACAAUUUUAAUAUAAAUUUGACAAUUUAGUGACAAGGUGUUUAUUGUGUGCAUUUCUGACGACUUUCAUAAGUUAUAAUUGCAUAUUUUUCCAUACCACCUGCCAGUGGCUACAAAACCAUGUCACUGAAAAUAGCAUCUGUGGUUGUCUUGUGCCAAGGAAUAAAAACAUAUAAAGAAACAAUUAAUAUUACUGGAGUUUGAGAGGAAGCUGUGUACUGGUGGGUAAAAAGGUUCAAAGAUGAUGGUGAGAUGUCUAUCCUAGAAUGCAAAGCAAGGCCUGGGUUAGGAAAGAAAGUUGCUCAAUGAACCUUGAACAUUAUGAAAAGAUAAAUUAAAUGUAAUCCUUGUCUAACAGUAAAGCAAUGGAAAGAAAAGAAAUCCUGUGUUCUUGGUGGUGUGCCUCUAAAAUAUUUGUCACGAUCUCUGACACCACAAUCACACAAUGCUUGUCAUCUUUUUUGGUGCUGACUGUGUAUAUAUAUAUAUAUAUAUAUAUAUAUAUAUAUAUAUAUAUAUAUAUAUAUAUAUAUAUAUAUAUAUAUAUAUAUAUAUAUAUAUAUAUGAAAUCCCUCUUAAAGGGGAGAUAGCCUUUAGGAGGAGGGUCACCAGACCAAUGAUUAUUUAUUUAUGAUGAAUCUCAAUUCUUGCUGAGAAUUUCUCAGCUUCAGCAUAUGCUAUUCAGCAGUUAUAUUUCAUGGAAGAAUCUUGCUAUUUUAUUCUUAUUCUUAUAGAAUAAGCACUUGUACUUAAUUUUUGCUUAUUAGUAAAGCUGCUGCUUAGAAAACUGAAUUAGCACUGAUCAUGUGAAUGGUGGUUAUUUAAUACCAUUUUCAUUCUGUGUUCUUUACAUUAUGAUUUGUUUCAUAACUUCAUAUUCUAUAAUAUGAAUAUAUAGUGGUACUUGCUUUUUUAAUUCAAUCAAAUGUUUUGUAUAUUAUGUUACUUACUAUAUACUACAUUUACUUUUGUAGAGUGAUUAGAAAAAAAGAUGCUUUGGAGUUUAUUAAGAUCUGAUGAGCUACAAAAGUAAUAACUAAUCAUCACUCACAUUAAAAAAAAUAAAUGUAGCAAUGCAUUUUAUUUAUUUUAUGAAUAAAACUGUGAUGAAAAUA